CGUUCUUCUGAUAAGGCAACAUAUUGAAGGUAGACACGUGCGUCAUAUUACUGAUAGCCUGGACACAAUGGAUCUAAGGUGGACGUUUAGCGUACUCCUGCUUUUGGCAGUGGGGCGGGGAUCAUUAAGUAAUGUUAUGAAGAAUGAGCGCAGUGCAUUAAUCAGGCCCCCAGGUCCUUCCCUAAGUCCCCCCAUCGGAACGUGUCACCAGAAUAGCGACUGUGGAUAUGGCUCCUGUUGUGUGACAGAUAGGGGAGACACGCUGGCGGAGGGGUCCAGUUACAUGUUUGGUCCUGGUGCAACUGGCACGUGCCGUCCUCACGUGAUACAGGAGCAUGGUGCGUGUGAUUAUCAUUCCGGCUGUUCCUGUGGACCAGGUCUUGAAUGUUACCGGGAAGUUCAAGGUAUCUGCUGUCCUCCAAUGAGAUGUCUGAACGCCACUUACGUCCAACACGAAAAGGAAUAUUGGCACACAUGUUUAUCGAGUGGCUCAUGUGGUUUACCCCCCUAGGGUAUACGACAUCCAUUGUUGAUAACUAUUUUCAAAUAUCUUGCAAAUGCCGGAGAGAAUUGAAAGGAAGUGUAUUACUGUAUCUUAUACUGUGUAGCAGGCUUUAUAACAUACAUUUUCUAUAUGCAAAACUGAUAUUUUUAGUGUAAUAAUUUAAAUAAACCACUCAUAACUCUCUUAGAUUGACAUGUGGUCAUUUGUAAUGUUUGUUGGUUUAAUUGCGUCGCAAAUUUUAUGCAUUUUUUGUGUCUUGCGAGCUUUAAAUAAAACAACAGUAUAUAUAAAGUGAUUUCGGUGGUAUUUCUUAAAUACUAUCGGAUGAAUAACUCGUUCCCCAAUAACUGGUGUAUGGAAGGACAGUAUUAAAUAAAAUCUGUGAAUUACAAAACGCGGGUUCUUUGAAGAAGUUGACAUACAUGGUUAAAUAUUCUAUUUAAUGCAGCAUUAAAAUGCUUAACUUAUGUUUACUCCAUUGCUGUUAACCUUUUGUAAUGGACAAAUCUAGUUAACAAAGGAAUAGAAAAUAUAAUCAAAAGACAAAAUACCUCUAUUACCUAGUUGUGGAAAGAUGUUUUAAAAGAACACAUAAAAACUACUUAAUCUAGUAAUAUAGAAAUAAAACAAUAACAUAAUUACUUCUGAAAAAAGGAAAUUUAAUUUUGUAUGCAACAACAAGUAAACCUGAUGGGUUAGUAUACAGUUUAAAAGUGAAAAAAACAACACUAAUUCUUUAUAUUUCAGUGACAUGUGCACCAUUUUAUAUUUCAGUGACAUGUGCACCAUUUUAUA
Mizuhopecten yessoensis (Yesso scallop) is the source of this 1300-nucleotide messenger RNA. RefSeq lists its product as uncharacterized. Bases 68 to 511 code for a protein of 147 amino acids. The record is from RefSeq and is a predicted model, not a curated record. The transcript has 4 exons. Lineage: Eukaryota; Metazoa; Mollusca; Bivalvia; Pectinida; Pectinidae.